Molecule: messenger RNA, 1637 nt
Organism: Nematolebias whitei (Rio pearlfish)
Lineage: Eukaryota; Metazoa; Chordata; Actinopteri; Cyprinodontiformes; Rivulidae
Product: MAP kinase-activated protein kinase 2
Exons: 10
Coding region: 245-1558 (437 amino acids)
Biological process (GO): protein autophosphorylation; response to cytokine; intracellular signal transduction
Cellular component (GO): cytoplasm; nucleus
Molecular function (GO): calmodulin binding; ATP binding; mitogen-activated protein kinase binding
Source: RefSeq, a predicted model, not a curated record
GUUGGUGUUCCCAUCAGAAAGAGAGGGGUAGAUACUCAUGAGGACAAAUUCCUGCUGCCGUUCUCCCUCUUUGUUGUGCUCUACAUCCAGUCCUGAGUUCUGAACUUGUCCUUGGGAACAGAACCGAACCUCCGCCCUCUUUCCUGAGCGCACAGCAGCCUUGUUCCAGACAGAGCGCCUUAUUUUUCUUAAAGAGAGGACCAAUUUGUCAAAAACUCCUCCGGAUGGAUCAGAAUGACGCCGGAUGAAUUCUGUUCAAGACUUUUCUUCUUCACGUGCAGCUUGUUUCUUCUUUCAGAGUAAAAUGCAUCAGAAUGAGGAGGAAGGCUCCGGGAAUCCAUCCAGCGCGCAGGAGGACGCGACAGCGCGCCUCUGUGACUCCUCCAGCAGCACUUUGGGCCUCCAGCCACCUGCUUACUGCAAACUGGAGUUCAGGAGACACGCAGUCACAGAUGACUAUAAAAUAACAGCCCAGGUUCUUGGUCUGGGCAUUAAUGGCAAAGUGCUGGAGUGUUACUGCAAGCGGACGGGAGAGAAGUGUGCCCUGAAGAUUCUGUAUGACACCCCUAAAGCCCGACGGGAGACUGAGCUGCACUGGCGAGCAUCCGGAGGCCCCCACAUUGUACGAGUACUCAGCCUGUAUGAAAACAUGCACCACGGGAAGAAAUGUCUGCUGAUUGUGAUGGAGUGCAUGGAGGGAGGGGAGCUGUUCAGCCGCAUCCAGGCCCGAGGGGACCAGGCCUUCACAGAGCGAGAGGUGUCAGAGAUCAUGCAUGACAUCGGCACAGCCAUAGAGUACCUCCAUAAUGUGGACAUCGCUCACAGAGACGUGAAGCCUGAAAACCUGCUCUACAAAACCAAGGACAGCAACGCCACUUUAAAGCUGACAGACUUUGGCUUUGCAAAGGAGACAGUAGCACACAAUUCCCUCCAAACCCCCUGCUACACUCCAUAUUAUGUUGCACCAGAAGUGCUCGGGCCAGAGAAAUACGACAAGUCAUGUGACAUGUGGUCUCUGGGGGUUAUCAUGUACAUUUUACUCUGUGGGUUUCCUCCUUUCUAUUCAAACACGGGUCAGGCCAUCUCUCCAGGUAUGAAGCAGAGGAUCAGACUGGGCCAGUAUGAGUUUCCCAACCCCGAGUGGGUCGACGUUUCAGAGGAAGCCAAACAGCUUAUCGUUCAGUUACUGAAGACAGACCCCAGUGAGAGGAUGACCAUCAGACAGUUUAUGAACCAUCCUUGGAUUAGUCAGUCGAUGGUGGUCCCUCCAACACCUCUGCACACCUCUCGUGUUCUGACAGAAGACAUGGAGCUGUGGGACGACGUAAAGGAGGAAAUGACCAGUGCUCUGGCCACCAUGCGAGUGGACUACGACCAGGUGAAGAUCAAGGACCUGGACACGUCCAACAACCCUCUGCUGAACAAGAGACGCAAGAGGCCGAAAGAUGCUGAGAGAGGAGAGGGGGGUGGAAGUGUGGAGGGAGACUGUCAAAGAGAAGCGGAACUUUCUGAAGAACACGGGGGAAAUGAUUUCAGCACAAAUCUAGAGUCAAAGUAAGCACCGUGAGGAAUGUUUGUGUCCAUCCACACGCAACUUAUUCUACUGUAUGCAUUUUUUUUUGUGUCCACACACAGCA